Marchantia polymorpha subsp. ruderalis is the source of this 855-nucleotide messenger RNA. Lineage: Eukaryota; Viridiplantae; Streptophyta; Marchantiopsida; Marchantiales; Marchantiaceae. The record is from the annotation of a GenBank genome assembly.
AUGGAGGCACAGAUAAAUCAAAACCAUCAGGUAAAGAAGGACAGAGCUCCACUUGUGUGCCAGCCUUUUUGGUUCCCUCCAUCCGAGGUAGACUUCGGGUACCGCGAGCACAGCCCGACGGGGCCCGAGAACUGGGGCCGCCUGGACCCGGCCUGGGCCACCUGCAGCGCGGGCCGCGAGCAGUCGCCCGUCCACAUCCGCACCGACGGCCGACGCGCCCGGCGCGACCUCCCGGCGCUCCCGGCGCUCAACUUCUCAUCGUACGCCCCGUCGCCGGCCGUCCUCUUCAGCGACGGGCACGCCCUCACGGUGGACGUCGUCGCGGGCGCGGGGAGCCUGUGGGUCGACGGUCGCGAGUACGAGCUGCGCCACUUCCACUUCCACUCGCCCAGCGAGCACGUGAUCGACGGCGUGCGCCCGCCGUUGGAGAUGCACAUGGUGCACGAGAGCCUCGACGGCGACGUGGACGUCGACGGCGGGACGACGGCGAGGCUGGCGGUGAUCGGGGUGCCGUUCAAGGACGGGCCGCCGAGUCCCUUCCUGGACGAGUUCUGGCGCGAGGUGCCGAGGCUGGCGCUUGUUGGCGCCGGGGUGGCGCUAGACAUCGGGCUCCUGGUGGUCGAUGCGCCGCACUUGCGCCUGGGCCCCGACUACGCGCGCUACCGCGGCUCGCUGACCACGCCGCCCUGCACGCAGGACGUGCUCUGGACCGUGUCGCUUGACCACUGGAACACCAUCUCGCCCGAUCAGAUUCGCGCCUUCCGCCAGAUCCUCCCCGAGCCCAGCGCUCGGCCCACUCAGAAGCUCCACGGCCGCCAUGUCUACCUGCACGCCGCCACCGAAUCCAGCCCCUGA